Megalops cyprinoides (Indo-Pacific tarpon) is the source of this 1888-nucleotide messenger RNA. RefSeq names its product forkhead box A2 (gene foxa2). Gene Ontology annotation, biological process: anatomical structure morphogenesis; cell differentiation; regulation of transcription by RNA polymerase II. The record is from RefSeq and is a predicted model, not a curated record. Lineage: Eukaryota; Metazoa; Chordata; Actinopteri; Elopiformes; Megalopidae. Gene Ontology annotation, molecular function: transcription factor binding; DNA-binding transcription factor activity, RNA polymerase II-specific; RNA polymerase II cis-regulatory region sequence-specific DNA binding. The transcript has 2 exons. Bases 304 to 1545 code for a protein of 413 amino acids.
CCUAGGUGUGAGCAGAUUAUUCAAAUAGGGCAACAAAGAAGUGGGGAUUGGAGGCUCGCCUUGGCGCACGGAGCUAUAUCACAGCGUUUACAGCCAGCAGCCAACGUCAUUUCAACUCAAGUCAUCAUCAGACGCUUUUCAGAGCCUGUGGGCGCCGCAGGCUCAAAGACACACACAUGAGCCAGUCAUUGACCAGAGAACAGACCAACGACCUGGGUACCCUGUCGUCCGAUACCGUUUUUUAGAGGACGCCUUGCCCAUCUGCCGUUGAGAGACCGCUGGAAAAAAGUGACUGGAACUUCCAUGAUGCUCGGUGCAGUUAAAAUGGAGGGACACGAACAUUCAGACUGGAGCGCCUAUUACGGAGAGCCCGAGUGUUACACAUCAGUUGGAAACAUGACCGCAGGACUGGGAAUGAACUCUAUGAACACCUAUAUGAGCAUGUCAGGCAUGACCACAACGGCCAACAUGACCGCCGGCUCCAUGAACAUGUCCUACGCGAACACGGGCAUGAGCCCCUCCAUGACCGGCAUGUCACCGGGCGCGGGGGCCAUGAACGGCAUGGGCGCGGGGAUGGCGUCCAUGGGCGCCGCGCUGAGCCCGAGUAUGAGCCCCAUGACCGCGCAGCCUCCGUCCAUGAACGCCUUAACGUCCUACAACAACAUGAACGCCAUGAGUCCCAUGUACGGACAGUCGAACAUCAACAGAUCCCGGGACCCGAAGACGUACCGGAGAAGCUACACGCACGCCAAGCCACCUUAUUCCUACAUCUCGCUCAUCACCAUGGCUAUCCAACAGUCGCCCAGCAAGAUGCUCACUCUGAGUGAGAUUUACCAGUGGAUCAUGGACCUUUUCCCGUUUUACCGUCAGAACCAGCAGCGCUGGCAGAACUCUAUCCGGCACUCCCUAUCUUUCAACGACUGUUUCCUCAAAGUGCCUCGAUCUCCGGAUAAGCCAGGCAAAGGUUCCUUCUGGACUCUUCACCCGGACUCGGGGAACAUGUUUGAGAACGGCUGCUAUCUGAGGAGGCAAAAGCGUUUUAAGUGCGACAAAAAGCUUUGCAAGGAGUCGGGCAGGAAGACCUCCGAAGGUGGAUCUAACAGCAGCUCCGAAAGCUGCAACGGCAACGAGUCGCCCCAUUCCAACUCGUCCUCCAACGACCCAAAGAGGUCCAUGUCAGACAUGAAGUCCGGCCAGGCGCUGAGCCCAGAGCACACGGCCUCGCCGACCUCGCAGGCGCAACACCUCCUGUCGCAGCACCACUCUGUCCUGGCGCACGACGCGCACCUGAAACCCGAACACCACUACUCCUUCAACCACCCGUUCUCCAUUAACAACCUAAUGUCUUCGGAACAGCAGCAUCACAAAAUGGACUUAAAGACCUACGAACAGGUGAUGCACUACUCCGGGUACGGUUCCCCCAUGACUGGGGCGCUGUCAAUGGGUUCAAUGGCGAGCAAAGCGGGCUUGGAUUCCUCGCCAAUACCCACCGACACGUCUUACUAUCAGGGUGUGUACUCUAGACCCAUCAUGAACUCCUCUUAAAUUUCACCCGCCGCACGUGGACUUUUCCAGAGAUUUGUACAUUUGUAAAAUGAGUUUGGGCACAUGCAUUCCAGUUUAUUUUUUUGAUGUUUCUCACUGAUUUAGUUGUCAGGUUUGUUUAGUAAUUAUUUUGUAAUGAAUUGUUAAUAUGUGACAAGAAACCUGCUGUUUUCAUGCUCACGCGGCGGCUUUUAAUACAGACCAAAAAUAACUAACUGUUGUAAAGUAAGGCUGAAGAGACCAGGGGCUGCUAAUUGAAUUUUAGAUGCAAUGUGGGAGACUGAAGUUCUUCAAUCGUUAGUGUAAUCCUUAUUUAUGGCUUGUAAAUGUGUAUUCUUGUAGU